Molecule: messenger RNA, 1782 nt
Organism: Fonticula alba
Lineage: Eukaryota; Rotosphaerida; Fonticulaceae
Product: asparaginyl-tRNA synthetase
Exons: 5
Coding region: 1-1749 (582 amino acids)
Biological process (GO): asparaginyl-tRNA aminoacylation
Cellular component (GO): mitochondrion
Molecular function (GO): asparagine-tRNA ligase activity; ATP binding
Source: RefSeq, a predicted model, not a curated record
AUGAUUUCCUCCAGAGUCCGGACACUUGUUUCCUCCCUUGGGCCUCAGGCUCUCCGCACCGGCACCGGCACCGGCACCAGCACCGGCACCGGCACCUGGCGGCCUCUCCUUGCGAGGUACUCCUCAGCCGCCGAGCCCGCCGCGCCGGAUGCCCCCCCCGCAGUUCCGCCUGUCCUCCCUCUGGCCACCAUCCGCGAGGUGUUGGCAGCCAAAGCCCUCGCUGGUCCUUCCCCUGCUGAGGCCCCCUCGGGUGAGCAGCAGCCGGUACAUGUCGGCGGCUGGGUGCAGACCGUUCGCCGGAUGAAGCGCGACUUGUUCCUGGAGCUGAGCGACGGCUCCACCGCCAAGGGCAUCCAGGUGAUCCUUCCGCGCGACUCGGUCGCCUUCUCACAGCUACUUGACCAGGCGGCUGCUCUGGGGGUGGCUGACAUGUCGGAUACCUCGGCUGACGGGCUGGCUACCGGCGUGUCGCUGGAGGUCCGCGGUCGGCUGACCCCUUCGCCGGGGAAGAACCAGACCUUUGAGCUGCUGGCCGACGGUGUGAACAUCCUCGGCUUGGCUCGCUCGACCUUCCCUUUGCAGAAGAAGUUCCACCGACCGGAGUUCCUGCGCGAUAUCUCGCACCUGAGGCCGAAGACACGCAAUUUCGGCUCGGUUCUGCGUGUUCGCGACGCCUCCUCCAAGUCCAUGCACCACAUCCUCGACAAUCUGGGCUUCGUGCACAUCCACACGCCGAUUCUCACCACCAACGACUGCGAGGGUGCCGGGGAGACUUUCGAAGUUAAGGGGCCAAUCUUCGAUGGGGAUGGCGCCAGCACCACCGCUACCAGCCCCGAUGGACAGCAGCAUUACUUCGGCAGCCCGUCCUACCUGACGGUCAGUGGCCAGCUCCAGCUGGAGGCCGCCGCUUGUGGCCUGUCCCGGGUCUACACCUUUGGGCCAACCUUCCGCGCGGAAAACUCCCACACCUCGCGGCACCUGAGCGAGUUUUGGAUGCUCGAAGCCGAGGUGGCAUUCAUCCGCUCGAUCCAGGACAUUGUCGGCCUAACAUCGACCCUUUUCCGGUCGAAUAUCGCCGCGAUUUUGUCCCGAUGCCCGGAGGAUCUGGAGCACCUUGAGAAGAACUCCCCCGGGUUGGGCGAGCGUCUGGCAGGCUUUGUCGGCUCGGGACCCCCCGAUGGCCCGAACCCCUUCCCGGUGAUCACCUACACCGAGGCCAUCGACAUCCUGGAGCGCGAGGCUCGCGGGGCGACGUCCUUCCUGGUUGGCCAUGCUGGCUCAGAUGCCGAGGGAGCCACCCACACCGCGCCGGCCCUUCCCCCCCUGGCUUGGGGCGACAACCUCUCUUCGGACCAUGAGCGCUUCCUGUGCGAGCGGGUGUUCGCCGGACAGCCGGUCUAUGUGGUGGACUACCCCCAGGCGCUGAAGCCUUUCUAUAUGCGGCAAAAUGAUCAUGCCGACCCGGCCCGGCCAACCGUGGCUGCCAUGGACAUGCUGGUCCCCGGGGUGGGUGAGCUGAUUGGCGGGUCAGUCCGUGAGGAGCGCCUCGACCGCCUGGAGCAGGCCAUCGCCGGGGCCGGUCUUUGUCCGGAGGCCUAUGCCUGGUACACGGACCUUCGCCGGUAUGGCACUGUGCCGCACGGUGGCUUUGGCAUCGGCUUCGAGCGUUUGAUCAUGGUCCUCACCGGGAUGACCAACAUUCGCGAUGCCAUCCCCUUCCCCCGGUACCCGGGCCGGUGCCAGCUGUGAUGGUGGCGCACGGCAUCCCCCUUCCCUCCCCCC